Messenger RNA from Malaclemys terrapin pileata, 812 nucleotides. RefSeq lists its product as uncharacterized. NCBI's taxonomy places the organism in Eukaryota, Metazoa, Chordata, Testudines, Emydidae. The transcript has 3 exons. Bases 31 to 636 code for a protein of 201 amino acids. The record is from RefSeq and is a predicted model, not a curated record.
UUAAAGGUGAUAGCCUCCUCUGGGCCCCCCAUGUCUGCUCUGCUGAUGCCAUCUGACAGUUCCGCUUCCCAUCAGAAGCACAAGUCAGAGGGGAAGGGGGAGAAGAAGUGGACUUGCUCCACAAACGCCACCUGGGAUGGCUGGUGCUUCCCCAAAGCCCCGGGACUUGGUUGCACAAAGGCUGCAGAGUCUCCGACUCCAAGACACAGAUCUUAUAAAGAAGUGAAGGAAAGCUACCACCGAGAUUCCGCUCAGCUCCAUCAGGCUGAUCCACUUCAAAUGCCAGGGAUAUUUUUGAAAAUAAACUGCGAGUGUCUCCCGAGCUACCCCGGCAUCCCCCUCCCAGAGGCUGGGGCAGAUCAGGCGACGAAAGAGAAGGACACGGGACGAGAUGUUCUCAGAACUUAUGGGCUGCUCCCGAGCCGAGGUGGCACAGCAGACCCAGUGGAGGGAGAACGUGUUGAAAUACCAGCGAUCAUACAGCCAACGGGAGGAGAGGUGGCGGCAGAAAGACCAGCAGGCAACACAAACGCUGCUUGGACUAAUGAGGGAGCAAACGGACACGCUCCAGCGCCUUGUAGAUGUUCUGCAGGACCAGAGGCAGGAGGACAGAGCCCCGCUGCAUUCUCUCUCUAACCGUCCUCCCCUGCCACAAAGUCCCAUCCCCCCCCACCCAAAGUCCCAAGAAGGAGGGGAGGCAGGGGCUGUGAAAACAGUCACUCCCCCCCUGCAGACUGCUCAAGUAACAGAAGGCUCUCAUUCCCAAAGAUCUGAUAAGUCCUUUCCUUCACUCCAAAAGCACCUCACCCAAG